UCAUAAUGCCAAUUGUAUAAUACUACAUCCACGAAGAAGCAUCGACAAAAUCAUGUUUUGAAAAUUAUUUACACAAAUAUGCAUUUAACAAUUAAUCUAUUGCUAUGUAUUUGCAUUACAUACUUAUCUAUUGGAACCUUAUUAUUGAACUGGAUUACAGGUAGCGGGGAUGUUAUUUACUACAGCAACGAGAACAAAUUAAAUGUCACGCUACGGCAAUAUAACUUUCCGGAAGGUGCAUGGAACAUUUUAGUUACUGUUGGAGUGGCCAAUGGAAGGAAUAUGAAUACAAUAUUUCAACAAUUAAUCGAUAAUCGUAAUGAUAUGACGACAGUGUUUGUGCAAGAUAUUAACACAUGUUGGGAUGGUUACAUGUAUAAUGUGGUAUUGCUAUAUAAAAAUGGACAAAUAUGUGACUUUCAUGUAAUAUUUACUUUGGUCUACGAAGAAGGAGAUUCAAUGGGUACACUGCAUUACAAAAUGAGCUUGGAUUGGAAUAAUACAUGCAGAGGUCCAGAAAAAAAAUAUAACGAUGGAAUAGCUGGAGAACGUUAUCUGCACACAUGUAUAUUAGGUAACGAGAAAAAUAGACAAUUUGUGGACUUUUAUCAAAAACUUAAUAUUGGUCAAGAUACAGACUUGGUUGCAAUGAGAAUUCCAGACAAUUAUAUAUUUAAAUACAAAAUGGAGCUCUACAGUUUCGAUAAUAACACAAAAUUUGAUUGUAAAACAUACACUUGCAAUUCAGCGAAUCAGUGUACAGUUGCAUCUACUGCACAACUGUUAUUGGUGAAGCCCUCUAUGAAAGAUUCAUUAUUGCACGAAACGAACGAGGAGGAAUUUUACUAUGUACCAAAUAAAAAUUAUACCUUUAAUUUUAUUGGAUACAUGUCUGUACACGUUGACACUAACGGGAAAAUUAUAGCCAUAGCAAGACAAAAUACUUUAGUUUUUAAUACGAGUAUUUUUACCAAUUUGAUUUUAACAGAGAAGGAUGAAAAUACGAAACUGUAUUAUUUAAAUUUUAAUUGUAUUGUGAAAACGGACAAAAGUAUAUUUGAAUGUUCAAGACAAAUAACCAAAAAUAUUAGGUUUAUUAUAAAAGACUCUCAACCGAAUACAACAGAAGCUCCGUUACAACCGCACAUUGGAGUGUAUAUAAAAAAGAAGUCACGCCUGCAUUACAAAUGUACGAAUCCAAAUAACAACGGAAGUUUCGUUCGUCUGUCCCAAAUUUUAAAUUAUGGGGCUUAUUUAGAAACGUUCAACUAUUCCGCUAACAAAUAUCCAGUAUUACUCAACAUGAAUUUGACUGAGUUCGACAAUAACACGAUUCUUUCCUGUGCUGUUUCUCAAACAGAUACAGACAGUAAGCAGAUAAUGUCAAAUUACACUAUUAUUGUUUCAUCGGAUAAUGUAACUAAAAGUGUGGACGUAAAAGAUAUUUACUAUAAUGAACACAAAGAUAUUCUGUUAAAUUGUAUUGGUUCGUAUUGGAUUAAAGUUGAUGAAAAUAAUAUAAUACAAUCUGUAAUAUAUUCAUCAAAAGACCACAACAUCACCCUGAACAGAAAUGAUAACAAUACGAAAUUGUUCUGUGUCAAAAUUACAUGUACAUUUAUUGCAGAAACAAACAAAUGCUUAAGGACCUUUAAAAAAUUUAGAUUUAUAUUAAAUGAAAAUCCGCAGACAAACAAGUCUUUUAAAGGAGGUGUCAUUGCUGGAUUUGUAAUUGGGUUAGUCGUUUUUUCCGUAAUGGCGAGGAUCACCUAUCGACGGUUGCGUGAUAACAAGAUCAAACAGCGCAACAAGACUCGACCUUUGCCGGCAAUCCCUGUGCCAAGAGAGCCAGUCCCAUAUCAUCAUUAUGAGGUUAUUGAUAACAGAUUUGCCUGAAAUAAAAUAUAUUUAAUAAUACA
Galleria mellonella (greater wax moth) is the source of this 1919-nucleotide messenger RNA. RefSeq lists its product as uncharacterized. The record is from RefSeq and is a predicted model, not a curated record. Lineage: Eukaryota; Metazoa; Arthropoda; Insecta; Lepidoptera; Pyralidae. The transcript is spliced from 13 exons. Bases 79 to 1896 code for a protein of 605 amino acids.